AUGGUCAGGGAAACAAAAGCAAGGACACUACAUGUCCACUCUGAGAAAAGCCAAGACCACUCCAAUGACGGCGAGGAUGACAACAAACAAAAUGUAUCAUUCCACCCGCACCAUAUCACCCUCAAAACCUUCCGCAACCUACUGUCUCACUACCCUUCAACGGUAGAGCGAGUGCACCGCGGCAAGAUGACGCUAAAGCUGCAGUCUAAAGCGAGCAAGGGAUCAAAGCGCAAGGCGGAGACGAAGACCAGCGCAGCGCCGACGACGAAGGCAGAGCUCGAUCCCUCCGAGGAGAAGCACAUUCUCGAAGAGACGGAUAAGUUCCUCCAGCUUGACCGGUGGCGAUAUGAAGCUCUGCCCAAAAUCAUCGCGGAGCGGGCGAAUGAGAAUGGCCAGAAAGCAAGUGGGCCGGAAGGGGCGCAUUUGCUCAAAGAAGAGUUAAUUGAUAUCAUGGAAUGGAAGACGAAACAUGGAGUCUCCCGCCCCAUGCUCAUGGGAAUGAUCAAAAGCAACCCAGUCGCGACGAUCACCAAGUCUACAUCUACGGCUUUUGCCGCCCUGCCAGAAGUGGAUCCUGUGGUUGCGCCAAACGAAGCGUUCCCUAAAGCCAGUCUGGACGCCCUCACUGCGCCUAUCCGUGGUGUCGGUCCAGCUACUGCGUCUUUGAUUUUAUCUAUUGCUACGGUCUUUGGUGAUGCUAAGAAACAAGUCCCCUUUUACAGCGACGAUGUGUACCUUUGGCUAUGUCUGAUGGAUUUCCCAGAGGGCCCGGGUUCCAAGGAGCAGAAGCCUUCUAAACAUAAGAAGCCCAAUGGGGAGUUGAUUGCCAAGUACAAUAUAAAUGAGUAUCGAGAUCUAUGGAAUGCGUCACAGGAGCUACGGGCACGGCUAAACAGCGGCGCUGGAGAGCAGCCUGGAGAUGGACUUGUAUCUUUUAUCGAUAUUGAGAGGGCUGCUUAUGUGCUUCGCAAUAUCGCUUUCUCAGAUUACUAUGCUAGUCAAGAUCACGAGACUGGUAUAAAUAUUGUGAAAGAUAUGGAGUCGGCGAAUAGCCAGCUACCAAAGGAAUCAAAGAGCGAUUCUGGUGAGCUUGGCACGAGGCGCAGCAAGAGGAUUAAGCAAGAAGCUAAGUGA
Molecule: messenger RNA, 1134 nt
Organism: Penicillium vulpinum
Lineage: Eukaryota; Fungi; Ascomycota; Eurotiomycetes; Eurotiales; Aspergillaceae
Exons: 2
Coding region: 1-1134 (377 amino acids)
Source: RefSeq, a predicted model, not a curated record